AUGCCUUUCUUGGAUGUGCAGAAAAGGUUUGGCCUUAACGUAGAUCGGUGGUUGACAAUCCAAAGUGCUGAACAGCCCUACAAGAUUCUUGCUCGAUGCCAUCCUUUUGAAAAAGAAUGGAUAGAAUGUGCACAUGGAAUUGGUGGCAUUUGGGCAGAGAAAGAGUGCAAAAUAGAAUAUGAUUAUUUCAUAGAGUGUAUGCUUUGGCAGAAAACGAUGAGACGUGUGAUUACCAUCAGGAAGCAGUGGAAUAAGCUGAUAAAGGAAGGGAAGUACACCCCUCCACCUCAGCACGUGGGCAAGGGGGAGCCUUGGCCCCUGAGCAGAGUCCCACAGUGCUGGGACUACAGAAUGCUUUCCUAUACACCCUUUGCCAACUGCCUUUCCUUAGACUUGGAUGCCAGGACACAGGCUGCAGUAAACAUUACUAGUGCUCCCCUGUGUUUGGCCCUCUUGUUGUCCCUUGGAGCACGGCAUGCUCCAUCUCCCACUGCCCCACAGCUGGGUGGGAUUCCUUAUUUGUGCGGACAGCUUCAUGAAUCCCCUGCUGGGGUGGCUUACAAAGUGGUGGGCACGAAGAGGUUUUUCUCACAGUUUUCAGUAAAGCCCCUGUGA
Molecule: messenger RNA, 615 nt
Organism: Pongo pygmaeus (Bornean orangutan)
Lineage: Eukaryota; Metazoa; Chordata; Mammalia; Primates; Hominidae
Product: NADH dehydrogenase [ubiquinone] iron-sulfur protein 5-like
Exons: 3
Coding region: 1-615 (204 amino acids)
Biological process (GO): mitochondrial respiratory chain complex I assembly
Cellular component (GO): respiratory chain complex I
Source: RefSeq, a predicted model, not a curated record